Molecule: messenger RNA, 777 nt
Organism: Plasmodium gonderi
Lineage: Eukaryota; Apicomplexa; Aconoidasida; Haemosporida; Plasmodiidae
Product: variable surface protein
Exons: 2
Coding region: 1-777 (258 amino acids)
Source: RefSeq, a predicted model, not a curated record
AUGCUUGAAGCUAUUAUUAAUGACAGUGAUUUUAUUAGCAAGGAUGUGUUAAUUGAUAAUAAAAAUUAUGUUAAUUUACUUAAUAGUUGCAAGGGUCUUAGUUUUUAUUUAUAUCAUAUAAAAAAUAAAACUGGAACUAAUGAAGAUUAUAAUAAAUUAGCUUGUAAAUAUUUCAAUUACAAGUUACAAGACAUGUUAGAGAAUUGUGGUUGUAAUCUUAAAGAUCCAGAAAGUGCUUACAAUAAAAUGAAACAAUAUAGUUACCUGCUUCCUAUAAAUGAAAAAAGUUUCCUUGAUAUAUGUAAUAAUGAUGUUACAAGUCUUCAAGAGAGAAUAUUUAAAAUAUUUAAGUAUUUUGAUCAACUAUAUUUUGUUUUACUAUUAAUAAAGAACGAUAUGCACUGCUCAAAAUAUGCAGGAAAUUUUAAGGUUUAUGUGAAUAAUUUAAUAGAAUAUGUAUCCAAGAACAAUAGUAUAGCUACUUUACUAAAUGCUUUAAUAAAUAAGUAUAAUGAAAGAAUUUUGAAAAAUAUAUCCUGUGCAGAAGAAAUACCUCUGAUUGAAAUAUCUGUGACUGAAAAACCUCAGCCUGGACAUCAUCUGACUGAAGGAUCUGCGAAAAAAAAUAAAAUAAGUGACAACAUGGAGUUGCAAACAAUCCAAAUAAAAAACUCAGCCUUAUCAAUAGGAAAAUGGAUAGGAAUUAUUAUUAUGCCUUCAGCAAUGUUAUUAAUGACAUUCUUUUUAUAUAAGGUUAUAUAUAUUUUUUUAAUUUAG